Pocillopora meandrina is the source of this 1306-nucleotide messenger RNA. NCBI's taxonomy places the organism in Eukaryota, Metazoa, Cnidaria, Anthozoa, Scleractinia, Pocilloporidae. The record is from the annotation of a GenBank genome assembly.
AUGGUCAUGGUUGCAGUAGCAUCUCUCAGCCUAUUACUGUCACUUUGGCAAUUGUUUGAGAACAAGCUAUCAAGAAAUUACACAAAGAUUCGCUUUCGAACAACAGUUCUCCGCAAUUUGGUACAGAUAGUUUUGGUCAAUUUAUUUUUCUUGAUCAUCCGCCUAGUGGUGUACGCAAUGUACCAAAAAGAUGAAUCUAUCUUCAUAACUAAGAAUAUCAUAUCAAUAGUUUGGUCCAUUCUGGACACUAAGGCACAUUGUGAAUCACAUUCAGUUAAAUUUUGGUCUGUGUUAUGUAAGAGUUGUUUCGGCCUGAGAAAGAUUAAUCUGGCAAGGAGUGUUUGAUGUCACUUUUGAAGCAAUGCACAAUUGGUUUGGGGGAGACUUUGUGAAAACUGCAUAGUGAAAGUACUCAGCUUUCUUUAUUUCUAUCGUUAUACUUUCUCUCACAACAUAAAUUCUAUUGCUGUAUGACAGAUACAGGCCUACAGUUGCAUCGCUAAUGCUUCAAGUUGUGACUCAGGAUAUCUCAGGACUAUUGUGUCAUGUAUAGUUAUCAACAAGUAGCACUGUAAACAGUGUCGUCUGAAACAAUCAUGAAGCAAGGUAACACAAAAUAAGGACUGUGCUUCUCACAGUUUUCAAGUAUUUAAGCUCAAGUUGGCAACCCAAACACCAAAAAGUCCACGAGGCCUUUUCUUCACGUGACAUAGAUACGCAAACUUAAUAAAGGUGUAUCGCCUAUCACAGUGUGAAAUAAUUAAUGAACUUAGUCUUUCGACAAUAUAAAAGAAAAAUAAGAUCACUGAAGCCUUAUAACCUUAGCUUUGCUUGCCAAGUAGCAUCACAAAAGCACGAUAAAUAAAUUCAAACAACAAACGUUUAAUUACAAUUAAAUGUUAUUGUUGGAGACUGAGUUCCUCCUUAUGGGACGUCAAAACAACUAGUCGCAAAUUCAUUGGAUCGCUUCGUUUAUCUUGUGAGUGAAGCUGAAGCUUAUUUACCUAGGUAAGCGCCAUUUCUUCUGUUGUUUUUCGAUCAUUCUGUCAAGUUCGUCAACCUAUCGUGAGUCAUAGAUUGGUCUUUCCCUUAUUUAGAGCGAUUACUGGCGACUGUAGCGUUCGGAAUUAUCAUGACAGUUCAAUGCUUCCUCCUUGCCGCAUAUCCUGCGACUUAUGAAAACGAUCCUAACUGGUAUGCCGUAACAACUACGUUCUUUCCAGUAGUGUGCACGUGGACGUAUCUCGUACGUUUUAAAGCCGCAAAACUUCGAUGGUUGUUUUAUGUGUGGUAUUUAUACGUUAUU